Molecule: messenger RNA, 1677 nt
Organism: Lodderomyces parapsilosis
Lineage: Eukaryota; Fungi; Ascomycota; Pichiomycetes; Serinales; Debaryomycetaceae
Gene: CDC14
Product: phosphoprotein phosphatase
Exons: 2
Coding region: 1-1677 (558 amino acids)
Biological process (GO): protein dephosphorylation; microtubule cytoskeleton organization; regulation of exit from mitosis
Cellular component (GO): spindle pole; nucleolus; mitotic spindle
Molecular function (GO): protein serine/threonine phosphatase activity; protein tyrosine/serine/threonine phosphatase activity
Source: RefSeq, a predicted model, not a curated record
AUGGGGCGAAAUAAAGUAACAGUACCACUCAUUGAGUUCUUAAAGAAUCGAAUCUAUCUUGGAGCAUAUGACUAUACGCCAGCAGACACCAAGGAUCUAGUGUACUUUACUGUGGAAGAUGCAUUACCCUACAACGCAUUUCAUUUGGAUUUUGGUCCCUUGAAUAUCAGCAAUCUUUAUCGAUUUGCUGUUGUUUUGCAUAAUAUCUUAAACGAUGAUGAAAAUCAAGGUAAAGCAGUGGUGUUUUAUAGUUCCACAUGCCCCAAGCAAAGAGCCAAUGCCGCUUGUAUAUUGUGUUGCUAUAUGAUCUUGGUCCAAUCCUGGGCUCCUCAUCAAGUAUUGCAACCAAUUGCUCAAUUUGAUGUGCCAUUUGCCAGCUUUAGAGAUGCCGGUUACUCAAAUGCUGAUUUUGAAAUUACAAUUCAGGAUAUUGUUUAUGGAAUGUGGAGAGCCAAGGAGAGAGGGAUGAUUGAUUUGACCUCGUUUAAUCUUGAAGAGUAUGAACAAUAUGAACGAGUUGAUCAAGGGGAUUUCAAUGUUAUCUCCAAGGACUUUAUUGCAUUUGCAUCACCACAACAAAAGAAACACACAGCACUUAAUGAGCCAUUCAAAAAAGUAUUGGAUUACUUUACCAGGAAUAAUGUUCAAUUAGUUGUCAGAUUAAAUUCGCACCUAUACGAUGCAAAAGAGUUUACAAAGAGGGGUAUACUGCACAUUGAUAUGAUUUUUGACGACGGAACUUGUCCCACUCUCGAGUAUGUACAAAAAUUCAUUGGCGCAGCAGAAUGUGUCAUAAAUCGUGGUGGCAAAAUUGCUGUGCAUUGUAAAGCAGGUUUGGGACGAACUGGCUGCUUGAUUGGAGCUCAUUUAAUCUACACUCACGGAUUUACUGCUAAUGAGUGCAUAGCAUACAUGAGGAUGAUAAGACCAGGGAUGGUUGUUGGACCACAACAACAUUGGUUGUACCUCAAUCAAAACUAUUUUAGAGACUGGAGACAUACAAUGAUACUAGACAAUAGACCGGACGAAUUUAUUGGAAAUUUGUUCCCAUUGUGUUCAUAUGAUGAUUUCAAGAAACGUAUGAAGGAAGCAAAGAAAAAGAGUCAAAUUGAACAAUCAAAUCAAUUGCAGAUCAAUUCAUCAUUUGUUGUUGAUUCUUCCUUUUCAGCAACUCCAAUUAGAAGACGUAAGAUAAGUGGAGCAUUGGCAUCUAAAAUACAAACAGCAGUACCUGCAGAUGCACCUGGACAACCAAGAAAAUAUCUUGAAGAACCAGAAGAUGAAUUAGACGAUCAGGAAAAUCCUAGUAUUGAAAUGAUAAACAAUUCGGACGAUGAGAAUGUAAUGCAAGAUGUGAUCAAAAGCUCCCCAACUCAAUCAGUGACCCCACAAAACAAGAAUUCCGAAUGGCGUGUAUUGCGUUCGAUAUCUGCAAACUCUGCCCACCAACAACCGGUACUGUUGACUAAAACUACAACUACAACUACAACCAGAACUGUAAGUACAACGUUGUCUUCCUCGUCACCUGGUGCCUCACCUACUACUAGUCAUGGAAGUUUGAGAAUGACCAAGUCUCGAUCUGCUAGACCACGAGUAAGUCUGGGCAGCGGUAUGUCUAAUCAAGGUUCAAGAGUGCAUUCAGGCGGGAUAAGAAAGACCAGUGGGAAAAAGAUUUAG